UGGCGUCAUGACAGUGCGACAUGCCGGAUAGAAACAAACGCUUAAAUAUAUUUUGACAGCUAUUGUAGGAUUAUUUUCGAGGUACACGUGCCAUUAAUAUAUAUAUUUAGUUAGUGUAAAUGCUAGUAUCGAUACAUAGGUUUAAGUCUCAGCUCCACGCACUAAUAUAAGCUUCUUGCUCGCCUCCGGAACAACGUUAGCCUUAGCGAGAGGGACUGUUUGCCAACGGUUGUGUUGACAAGCUAAUUAGCUCUCGCUCACAGAGGUAUGAGUUAUAGAUAUGGAGGUGGAGGCGGUGGCAGAAGCAGAAGAGGUAGCGGUAGUAGAGGAUAUCGAGAUGGCAGCAGAGAAAGAGCCGACAGAGGACGCGGGUUCGGUGGGAGCUCUACCAGCGUUGACGAGGACCACGCUGGUGGCCGCCAUCCAUCACACCUGAAGGGUCGUGAGAUUGGCUUGUGGUACGCAAGAUACGGAGCUGUGAGAAAGAAAAAUGCUGAGCGGAAAUCGCGAGCAGUGGUCCAGAUGGAUGAGGCCAGGGAGCAGAACAUUAUCAAGCUGCUCGAUUCUGUCCAGAAUGACCAGUCUGGUGCAGAGAGACCAACGAGACAUGCAAGAGCCUCUGCAUCCAACAGCUGGCGUGCGCCUUCCAACAAAAGUAGUCAUUGCUACUUUGAUGGAGACAUGCCUGAAAAGGAUAAACACAAGAUUGACAUCAAAUCUGAGGAGGAAGAAUCCAUCACUCAGGCAGUUAAAGAUGAGCCCCCUGACACGUGGGAUGAUGAUGAGCAGGAGCAGCAGAAUCUGGGGGAGGAGGAAGAGGAGGAAAAAGAGAAACUUAAGAGAAAAGACAAAGAUCUAGAGUUCUUACUUCAGGAAAUAGCCAGAGACCGUUCACUGGAUGAGUCGUUGCAGAGAGAUCUGCAGAGUAAGAAAUCGCACCCCAAGUACAAGGAGAUGCUGACAUUCAGAGAGAAAUUGCCAUCCUAUGGGAAGAAAGAGGAGCUGGUGAAGCUCAUCAACUCCAACCAAGUCCUGGUUGUGAGCGGUGAAACUGGCUGUGGAAAGACCACCCAGGUGACCCAGUUCAUUCUGGAUGACCACAUCAAACGUGGCAUGGGCUCAGUGUGCCGGGUGGUUUGCACGCAGCCUCGUCGCAUCAGCGCCAUCUCGGUAGCAGAGCGUGUGGCGGCAGAGAGGGCAGAAAGUGUUGGCAAUGGAAAUUCGUGUGGGUACCAAAUUCGCUUGCAAAGCCGGUUACCACGGAGACAAGGGUCGGUCCUGUACUGCACCACAGGCAUUAUCCUUCAAUGGCUUCGCUCAGACCCGCGCUUAUCCAGUAUCAGCCACUUGGUUUUGGAUGAGAUUCACGAGAGAAGUCUGCACUCUGAUGUUUUGCUCACAAUUGUCAAGGACCUGCUCAACUUCCGAGAUGACCUCAAGAUCAUCCUCAUGAGUGCCACGCUCAAUGCAGAGAAAUUCUCCAAAUAUUUUGACAACUGCCCCAUGAUCCAUAUCCCGGGUUUGACGUUCCCAGUAGAAGAGUUCCUCCUGGAGGAUGUCGUGGAGAUGACCAGACACCGUCCAAAGAGUCAGGACCGCCGCCCUGCAUGGAAAAGAGGCUUCUGGCAGGGGUGCCACUCCAGACCCGAGAAGGAGGAGAAGGAGGCCGAAUACAAGGAGAGCUGGCCUUGUUAUGCUCGCACGCUACAAGCCAGAUACUCUGAUAGCACCAUUGCUGCUCUUGAAAUGCUGGACAGUGAUGACAAGAUUGACUUGGAGCUCAUCGUGGCACUUAUCCGACAUAUUGUGCUGAACGAGGAGGAAGGAGCAAUCUUGGUCUUCCUGCCUGGCUGGGAUAACAUCAGCAGCCUCAACGAUCUUCUGAUGGCGCAGCAGAUGUUCCGAUCAGACUGCUUUGUUAUCAUCCCACUGCACUCGCUCAUGCCGACGGUUAAUCAGACGCAGGUGUUCAAAAGGCCUCCUCCUGGCGUGCGCAAGAUUGUGAUUGCUACCAAUAUAGCUGAGACGAGCAUCACCAUAGAUGACGUUGUUUAUGUGAUCGAUGGAGGGAAGAUUAAGGAAACAAAUUUUGAUACCAACAACAACAUCAGCACCAUGACAGCUGAGUGGGUGAGCCUGGCCAACGCCAAACAGAGGAAAGGACGCGCUGGCCGUGUGUGUCCAGGGAAGUGCUAUCAUCUCUACAACGGUCUCAGAGCCAGCCUGCUGGAUGCCUACCAAUUACCCGAAAUCAUGAGGACACCGUUGGAGGAACUGUGCCUGCAAAUCAAGAUAUUGAAGCUCGGCGGCAUAGCUCCCUUCCUGCAAAAAGCUCUGGACCCUCCCACUGAAAAGGCUGUGAACCUGGCCAUCAAGAAUCUUAAAGACUUGAACGCUUUGGAUCAUUCCGAGAAUCUGACAGCGCUAGGGUUCCACCUGGCUCGCCUGCCCGUAGAGCCUCACAUUGGAAAACUCAUCCUGUUUGGAGCUCUGCUGGGCUGCCUGGACCCCGUGCUCACCAUUGCCGCCUCCCUCAGCUUCAAAGACCCUUUCUUCAUACCCCUGGGCAAAGAGAAGAUAGCGGACAUGAGGAGGAAGACUUUGUCCAGAAACUCCAAGAGCGACCACCUCACUGUGGUCAACGCCUUUCAGGGCUGGGAAGAUGCUAAACAGCGUGGCGCGCGUUGUGAGAAGGAGUACUGCUGGGACAACUUCCUGUCUGCCAACACGCUCAAGAUGCUACACAACAUGAAGGGCCAGUUUGCUGAGCAUCUCAUGCAUGCAGGCUUUGUCAGCAGCAGGGACCCGAAAGACCCCAAAUCAAACGUCAACUCAGAUAAUGAGAAGCUCAUCAAGGCUGUGAUUGUAGCCGGUCUUUAUCCUAAGGUGGCCAUGAUCCGACCAUCCUACAGCAAAAAGAGGCCUGGGGUGAAAGUGUACACUCAGCCUGAUGGAAAGGUUUGCAUCCACCCCAAGUCUGUUAAUUACGAGGAGACCAAGUUCAACUACACGUGGCUCAUCUAUCACCUUAAGAUGAGAACCAGCAGCAUCUUCCUGUACGACUGCACCGAGGUGUCCCCCUUCUCCCUGCUCUUCUUCGGAGGUGACAUCACUAUCCAGAAGGACGAGGACCAGGAGACAAUAGCGGUGGACCAGUGGAUCGUCUUCAGGUCACCGGCGCGCAUCGCUCACCUCGUCAAGAGUCUCAAGAAAGAGCUGGACUCUCUGCUGGAGGACAAGAUACGGAACCCAGCUCCUGUGGACUGGCAGAACCGCCAGUCCAAAGACUGCGCCGUCAUCACGGCCAUCAUAGACCUCAUCACCACACAGGAAACGACAACAGCGGCGAGCGGCGCCAGAGCCCACAACAGGACAUGGACGCCCAGAGGACAACACGUUUACUUCAAUGAUGACGACGAUGAUGAUGAUUAGAGGACUCAUGCUGGGGACAAGACUUGAUAGAAGGAACCACAGUCAUGUGCUUCCAACUUGUGGGAAGAGGCCCUGUUGGAUGAGGUUGGUGUGGAAGAACUAGAAAGACGGUGCACCAGCAGCUCGAGGCUUUGGACUAGAUGAAGACCUUCACAUGAUGAACAAUCUCUAUCUUCAUGCUGACUUCUGAAGUCCCUGAAGGCGUCACAGCAUGGGAAACCGAGGUCACACAUUGGUCUCCAGUCCUUGCAGGCGGUCCAUCCUCUGCAUGUUGCGCUCUAUGGUGGCCUGGCACGUGAUGGGCUGGGCGCACUCGGCGAGGAACCAGCCUUUCUCACCAUCACGCAGCCGCUCGCCCUCGUACCAACCUGAGACCGGGGGACCAAAACAUGGAAGCUGAAGCAUUCACGCGUGUUGUCCAAUUCACACUUGUACCGGCAAAACCACCGUCAUGCAUGACUUCACACCACAGCGUUAAAGGAUUUAACCCUGGCCAUGUUUGGCUUUUUCACAGGAAGUCAUCGUCACCAUGUUUUGUCUUUUUUUUUUUCUCAUAUAAUUUUUCUCAUAAUAUUAUGAAUUUGAAAAAUUAACUACUAAAAUGACUUUUCUGCAUACUACAAGUUUAUUCACGUAAAAAUGAGAC
Messenger RNA from Dunckerocampus dactyliophorus (ringed pipefish), 4078 nucleotides. It is a transcript of the gene dhx36, whose product is annotated as DEAH (Asp-Glu-Ala-His) box polypeptide 36. The record is from RefSeq and is a predicted model, not a curated record. The coding region runs from base 268 to 3432 and encodes 1054 amino acids. NCBI's taxonomy places the organism in Eukaryota, Metazoa, Chordata, Actinopteri, Syngnathiformes, Syngnathidae. Gene Ontology annotation, molecular function: ATP binding; DNA helicase activity; G-quadruplex RNA binding. Gene Ontology annotation, cellular component: cytoplasm; nucleus; intracellular anatomical structure. The transcript has 27 exons.